This is a messenger RNA of Cryphonectria parasitica EP155, 450 nucleotides long. RefSeq lists its product as uncharacterized. The coding region runs from base 1 to 450 and encodes 149 amino acids. The record is from RefSeq and is a predicted model, not a curated record. NCBI's taxonomy places the organism in Eukaryota, Fungi, Ascomycota, Sordariomycetes, Diaporthales, Cryphonectriaceae. Gene Ontology annotation, biological process: protein folding in endoplasmic reticulum. Gene Ontology annotation, cellular component: EMC complex. The transcript has 2 exons.
AUGACGUGGAUUUCAAAGACAAUAACAACUCUAGGUCUCAUGCUCGUAGCACACGCCUGCUACUCUGCCCAAGAGCAUUCAGCGCUGCAAUCCCUUCGAGCCACCAGCUCAAGCUCAGGCCUCCACAACACGCAGGCGUCGUCCUCGUUACCACUCGACAUUUCCAUCGAGACGGUUGUCGGCCUCUUCAUCACGGUGCUGGGCUUGGUGACCGAUGCGCCCAAACUGCGGCCGGUCCAGUGGCGGGUGUGGGCGGGCAAGGUCGAGCGCGAGGGCGAGCAGGGCUUCCUGAAGAGCAAUGGCGAGGUCGAGAAGGAUUUCCUUGGCAACCCAUUCCGCGUCUUAGAGACAAGACCCGGCUUUGUGGAUAUUCGGUCCCAGAGGAAGGACUUUGCUGAGUGGGUGCGGACUGGUGGGAAGGCCGGAGCCGGAUCCAAGGAAGCAGCUUAA